AGUUAAUGACCAAUCGGAUUAUAAUAAAUCGGCUAAACUUAAAUAAUCUAUGCUAUUCCGAUCAAUAGCUCAUGGGCCUUGACAACAAUAGCACUGGUGUUUAUUAUCUCAGUACUAGAAAUUAACUAAAUAAAUAUCCGUAACGCGGCAUCAUGAGCGGACGGGGAAAAGGUGGUAAGACGCGCGCUAGGGCAAAAAGUCGAUCAGCUCGUGCUGGAUUACAAUUUCCUGUUGGUCGUGUUCAUAGACUCCUGAGAAAGGGCAAUUAUGCUGAACGUGUUGGAGCUGGUGCUCCAGUUUAUUUAGCAGCCGUUCUAGAGUAUCUAGCUGCUGAAGUGUUGGAAUUAGCUGGCAAUGCAGCAAGAGACAAUAAGAAGACACGUAUAAUUCCUCGUCAUCUACAAUUAGCUAUAAGAAAUGAUGAAGAAUUAAACAAAUUAUUGGGUGGAGUUACAAUAGCACAAGGUGGAGUUUUACCAAAUAUUCAGGCUGUACUUCUUCCUAAGAAAGCUGAAAAACCAAAAACAUAA
Schistosoma haematobium is the source of this 530-nucleotide messenger RNA. Its product is annotated as Histone H2AX. Gene Ontology annotation, cellular component: nucleosome. The transcript has a single exon. Bases 153 to 530 code for a protein of 125 amino acids. Lineage: Eukaryota; Metazoa; Platyhelminthes; Trematoda; Strigeidida; Schistosomatidae. The record is from RefSeq and is a predicted model, not a curated record. Gene Ontology annotation, molecular function: DNA binding; protein heterodimerization activity; structural constituent of chromatin.